Malassezia restricta is the source of this 2748-nucleotide messenger RNA. RefSeq names its product dynamin-like GTPase MGM1, mitochondrial. Gene Ontology annotation, cellular component: membrane; microtubule; cytoplasm. The transcript has a single exon. Lineage: Eukaryota; Fungi; Basidiomycota; Malasseziomycetes; Malasseziales; Malasseziaceae. The record is from RefSeq and is a predicted model, not a curated record. Gene Ontology annotation, molecular function: GTPase activity; microtubule binding; GTP binding. The coding region runs from base 1 to 2748 and encodes 915 amino acids.
AUGUACAGAAUGCCGGGACGCGGAGGUAGUUCACUGCGUGGCACGGCCAUACGGCCGUCCGUAACGCCGACCAUUACCCGUCGCCAGAUCCAAACACGGGCCCUCAGUACCCGCUCAGGCAUGCCGCGAGCUAUGCUCAAACUUCUAAGGUUGCCAUUAGCGGGUGUGGCUACUGCAGGCGGUGCUUACGCCUACGCCCACAGUAAAAUGGAUGAGCUCAAGAAUACCUUUCAUGGGUUUAUUUCGUCGGCCUCCGACACGGCCACGGACCUGUAUGACUCCAUGUCAGAGUACUCGUCGAGCAUGUUUGAGUCUGCUCGAGGUGGUCUGCGCUCGUUUAUGGGCCGCUUGGAAGACAUCAAGAAGGCCGAGUUCUGGGACCAGCAACCCGUCGGGGGGAAUGAAGAGCCUCCGGAAGAGCCCGAUCCACAGAACGACGAGAAUGGCGGUGGCGGGCUAGCCGCUGCUGCCGCCGCCUUUGCAGCCUCCCUUUCUGGGUCAUCGGAAGAAGAAGAGGAAGGCGAGAAGCAAGAAGAAAAGCAAGAAAAUACUGACGACCUCAUGGUUCUCACACGCAAGCUCAUUGAAGUACGCAAUAUUCUCAAAACGAUUGAUCACGACUCCGACGAACUUGUGCUGCCAAGCAUCGUAGUCAUUGGCUCACAAAGCAGCGGAAAGAGUAGCGUGCUUGAGGCAAUUGUGGGUCACGAAUUUCUGCCCAAGGGCAACAACAUGGUCACUCGUCGGCCCAUUGAACUCACUCUUGUUCAUGUCCCCAAAGAUCAUCCGCCAGCCGAUGGUAUUUAUGAGUAUGGCGAGUUUCCUGGCUCUGGUGGUGGAAAGAUCACAGACUUUAGCCGUAUCCAAAAAGUACUAUACGACAUGAACAUGUCCGUGCCACAGGAAGAGUGUGUGUCAGACAAGCCCAUCGAGCUGCACAUUCACAGUCCUCACGUCCCGGAUCUUUCCCUCAUUGACUUACCCGGCUAUGUGCAGCUAAGCUCGAUGGAUCAGCCAGAAGAGCUACGCGAAAAGAUCCAGAACUUGUGUAACAAGUACAUCAAAGAACCCAACGUCAUUCUCGCGGUGUGCGCCGCCAACGUUGACCUUGCGAAUUCGCCUGCUUUGCGUGCCAGCCGCAAAGUCGAUCCCCUUGGUAUGCGCACGAUUGGCGUGAUUACCAAAAUGGAUCUUAUUGAUCCCACGGUCGGCGCAGCCAUCCUCAACAACAACAAAUACCCUCUAUCGCUCGGUUACAUUGGUGUUGUGUGCAAGGCGCCACAGCAAAUGAGCCAGUCCAUGUUUGCUUACUCACGCAGCCGCACCCUGGUUCAGUUGACGCAAGAAUAUGAGCGUCGCUUCUUUGACGAGCAUCGCGAGGCGUUUGAAGCGCCCAAGCGUGGACGUAACGCUGGUAUAGCACCUCUUGUCGGUACCGAUCAACUGCGCAGGCGCUUAAUGGUCGUGCUCGAGGAGCAUAUGGGCUCGUCACUCUCGGGUGUAUCAAAUGUCGUGCGCUCAGAACUCGAUGAUGCUGCGUAUCAAUUCAAAGUUCAAUACAAUGACCGCAGUAUCACACCCGAAACUUACGUUGCCGAGGUCAUGGAUAUAAUGAAACAGCGCUUUAAGCUUUUUGCUAAUAGCUUUGGCAAGCCAGAAGUGCGUCUUUUGCUAAAGAACGCCUUGGACGACAGAGUCAUGGACAUUUUGGCGCAAGUAUAUUGGUCUGACACAGAGCUGCCUGCUCUCACAGAGCUUGGCUCGCAUCGCAAAAUCACGCAGCAAGACGUCGAUCCCGCAUGGCUUAAUAAGUUGGAUCUUAGUGUUUCAUCGCUGACCAAAAGUGGCAUUGGCAGGAUGAGCACGCAGCUUGUGGCCAACACUAUUCGGUCGCAGCUGGAGCAACUAGCUACGGCUGAGCCAUUUAACCACCAUUCCGAGACUGCUGAGCGUAUUAUUACGUUUGGCAGUGCGCUGCUUCGCGAUCGGUUUGCUGUCACUGCCGAUCAGGUGGAGAACUGUAUUAAGCCCUUCAAGUACGAGGUGGAAAUGGAGCCACGGGAAUGGGAACGUGGAAGGGAACAGUCUGUGCGCCUCAUGCAGAAUGAGCUUGAAAUGUGCAACGAGGCACAGGAUCGACUUCGUAAAGUCAUUGGAUCGCGACGCUUGCGUGGAGCCAUGGAAUAUAUCCACCAACUCGAAGAACGUGAGCGGAAGCGAGUGGCUGAACGUAUGGAGCAUGCGAAUGAGACAGGCGAAUUGGAUCUGGAGGCGGAUGACCAAGCAGACCCAACACGCCCUGGUUUCAAUGCCGCUUUGCUCAUGAAAGCCCGCGAAGCUCGAUUCUUACAGGAGCGCUCAGACAUCUUGCGCUUGCGCAUCGCAGCGCUCAAGUCGCGUCGAUGCAAAGCAGGCCCUGAAUCGCAAGUUUUCUGUCCUGAAACCUUUUUGAACGUGGUGGCUGACAAACUCACUUAUAUGUCGGUCAUGUUCAUCAACAUCGAGCUGCUGGCCGAAUUUUUCUACCAAUUUCCACGCGAAAUUGACGCGCGCCUUGGAUUUGAUAUGUCGCACGAGGACAUGGUGAACUUUGCGCGCGAAAAUCCAGCUAUUCGUAAGCACAUUGACCUGCAGGAACGCAAAUUUAAGCUUGAGGAGGUUAUGAUUAAGCUCGAGGAGCUGACGCGGCUCUACAGCGAAAAGCAACUCCCACACAGGCCCGCAUCGUCUAAAUGGUUCUUUUUCUAA